Messenger RNA from Cyprinus carpio (common carp), 1895 nucleotides. RefSeq names its product protein unc-13 homolog B. Lineage: Eukaryota; Metazoa; Chordata; Actinopteri; Cypriniformes; Cyprinidae. The transcript has 4 exons. Gene Ontology annotation, cellular component: plasma membrane; synaptic vesicle membrane; terminal bouton. The coding region runs from base 16 to 696 and encodes 226 amino acids. Gene Ontology annotation, molecular function: diacylglycerol binding; calmodulin binding; syntaxin-1 binding. Gene Ontology annotation, biological process: synaptic vesicle priming; neuromuscular junction development; synaptic transmission, glutamatergic. The record is from RefSeq and is a predicted model, not a curated record.
UUCAGCAAUAUUUCCAUGCGGGGUGGAAAUGGUCUGAAGAAAACCUUCCUGGAGAAGGAGCCCGAGAUCUCAAAGUCCUUGAAAUACGCCCUCAGCCUUUACACUCAACCCACAGAUGCCUUGAUCAAGAAAUAUAUAUGCACCCAAACCUCUCAAGGUCAGUCCACGUCUGGGUCCAUCGGGGAGGUCGCCAUCCAGGUGGACCUGAUCUCACACCCCGGCACUGGAGAGCACAAAGUCAGCGUCAAAGUUGUGGGUGUGAACAAUAUCAACUGGCAGACGAAUGCCAUGUUUCGCCCCUUCGUGGAGAUCAGCGCCAUCGGCCCGCACCUGGCUGACAAGAAACGCAAGUUUAGCACCAAAACCAAGAACAACAACUGGUCUCCAAAAUACAACGAAACAUUCCAGUACGUGCUGAGUAAUGAACACGGCCCAGAGGCCUACGAGCUUCACAUCUCCGUGAAGGACUACUGCUUCGCCCGAGAGGACCGGAUCAUCGGCAUGACGGUCCUGCAGCUCAGAGAACUGGCCGAGAAGGGCAGCUUGAACGCCUGCUAUCCGCUCGCCAGGAGCGUAAACAUGGACGAAACCGGUCUGACCAUCAUGAGAAUACUCUCGCAAAGGACCAACGACGAAGUGGCCAAAGAGUUCGUACGUCUCAAAUCAGACACGCGGUCGGCCGAGGAAGUGUCGUAGAGAAGACCGGUCAUGUUUGUUUUCGUGCAUGUGUGUAAAACAUCUGUUGGAAUGUUCAUUUUAAACUACACGUACGUACAGAAGUGUUUACCUACCGUAUGCUCUCUAUUAAAUAUUAUAUUCUACGGAGUUAUGUUCAAGAGACAGUUUUGUAUGACGAUUAGUCUUUUUGAACAGAUCUCGUAUUUGUUCAGAUAAAGUGCCAAACCUGAUGAGUUAAAAAAAACAAAACAGAACAAAAAAAUAAUAAUAGACUAAAUACAAACGCAUAUGAAGUAUUGGUGACGUUUGCUCGAUUCUUUUGUCCGGUGUAUAUCAUCCUCUCUUUAAGUGUGUAGAUGUUUUGUUUGUCUUCAUUCGGUUCAUUCGCACCGUUUUUGUUUGUUCGUUUGUUUGUUUUUUUGCAUUUUUAACACACGGCACUGGUGGUGCAUGUCUCGUUUUCUCGGUGAUGUCUCUCUUCCAUGUGUUCAUCAGCUCGGACCUGCUCCCCUCCAACGUUUUGUAUUUGAGUCAACUUUAAAAAGAGACCAUUUUUUUAAAAUGGCGAUGACUGCUACGAAUCUCUUCAUAAGUGUUUGUAAUUUUAUAGUCGUUGACAACAAUGAAACCACCUCGAGUGCUGCCGGUCCAGGCAGGAGGGGUGGGAUCUUUUUUUUGUUUUGUUUUCUCGUAGGUUUAGUUGCUUUACGUUUUCUUUUUUACCAUAGGCUUUCAGCCUUUCUGAAUUAUCACUGUGAACAUGGGCUCUGAAAGGCAAGCUUACAUCACAUUUGUUGACUGUUUGAUAUCAUCUUUUUAUUUUUUCAAACAAUUUUGAUUCUAAAAAAAAAAAAAAGAAAACUGCCAAAGUUAUAUGAAAAUGUUCAUACAAAAGCAAUCCAUGAUCUGUAUGGAAAUCAGUAUAUACUAUGUACACUUGCUACAUACUGUACAUUAUGUUUCUAGUUUUGCUGACUCAUUUCUGAUCGUCAGUGGGCCGGUUUUGAGUUUAUUUCGGGAUGAUUUCUGUGAAGUUGUUUUAUCUGGUAUGAACACGGUAAAUGUUGCUUUACAGAAGAGUCACAUCGAUCGCCGUCAUCUCAUUUAUUUUGGUUUACAGAGGAAAAAGUUUAACAUUUGGUAUUUAUGCAACAUUCCUAUGUAUUGCACUGAUGGCAAAUUGUAUGUCAUGUAAAUAUAUUUAGUGAGAAAUUGUA